AUUUAUUUUUUACUGUGCAUUUUGCCUUCUCAACAAAACCAAAAAGAUCAUUCAUUGAAUUGUUUCGCUUUUCUUCCGUUUAGAGUUGUACAAAUUUAAUAAAAAAGCACGUUCCAUUGAUUAUUCGGAUAAUCCUGUAGUUCCUCAUUGUGGUGUUCGCUAUAUAUUAGGAGGAACCGGUGUAUUUUUACAAUAUACUUCAUCUCUAUUUCAUUCUAAAUGGAGGAACAACUUUUAAGCGAAUUAGGAAUUGUUGGCUAUGAUGGCCCGUUUCUUGAGCAAACGUACGCUUCGACUGCCAUUGCAGCCGGUGCUCAAAGUCCAGCAUUUCAAGAGUUGGUUAUCUGGUUAACCGACGAAAUUCGCAUUCUUGGAAAGCUGGACGAAAAAAUUUCGAAAAGUGAAGAUGCCAGCACUUUCAUCCUAGAGCUGUCCGGUUUCCUGAAAGAACUUACAUGCCCGUAUGCGAAUCUCAUAUCCGGCCACGUCUCGGAUCGACUGCAAACGUAUGACUCGAAAAUGGUUCUUCUAGAAUAUCUGCUAAACGAACUAAUGGCAUUCAAAAUGAUCGAGUCACUGCAAAAACCAAAAGAGAAAACGAAUGUCAUAACGCUUUUUGAAUCACCGACGGCUGCAGCUCUCAAAGACAUUUCUAUAACCUUGGGGAUGGGUAAACCUCCAAACAAUAUUCCUGCAAAAGUACUUUUCGAAAAGAUCAACGUUCGGCUGAAUGACACAAUAAGAAUUGCAGGUGAAAAACGUUUGAGCUGUCCAUUGUUUGCCCCAAAGAAAAACUUAACAAUGGAGCAGUGGAAUAAACUUGAUCGAUUGCAAAAGGAUUUGGAUACUGAAUAUGAUCUGCGGCGUAAAAUGUUACUUACUAGGUUAGAUGUGACGAUUCAAAGUUUUAAAUGGUCUACUCGAGUAAAAGGAAAGGAAGGUACAAUGUCCGAGCGCUACGCAGAGAAACGAAAACUACUCGAUUCACUACAGACCGGGGGCCGCGACACAGAUCUAGGUGCGCUGCUUGGAGCAAGGGAGACGUUGGCAAUCAUUGAAAAAACUAGUAGCGCGGCCGUGCGCAAGAACACCAAGAGUAAAAUUCAACGGCAUAUUAUUGGUCGAGUGCCGGAUCGCGGUGGACGAGCCUACGAGCACAAUCCACCACCGCUGGAAAUGCCGUCAUGGCAAACGCAGAGAAGCACCGGAGGGCCUGGGGGCGGUGGACAACGUGGAGGUUUUUCCGGUGGAAGAGGUGGUCAACAAAAUCGUGGAGGCGGAGGAUAUCAACAGCAAGGUAAUUAUAGUCAAGGAAGUUAUAAUCAGGGACAGGGUGGAUUCAACCAGGGAGGUAGUGGGGGUGGUAGUUACCAACAAAAUCAAAACCGCGGAGGUGGAGGUGGUGGAUAUAGCGGUAAUAGUCGUGUCCAGGGCGGUUGGUCGCAACCUCAAAAAGAUUACAACCAGAGUUACAGCAGCAACAGUAGCGUAAGCGGGUAUAGCACCGGAUCGGGUCGCGGGUUUACGAGCAGCGAUCAGUACAGUAACAGUUCUGGCGGUUCAGGCUACCGUGGUGGUAGUAGCAGUGGUGGUGGACAUGGAGGUCAAGGUGAUCAACAGUAUAGUCGAAAUAAUAGUUACGACGGUAACAGCGAUCGUGGCUUCGAUAAUGAUUACAAUCGUGGUGGUGGGCGCGGUGGGAAUAAUGGAGGCGGUGGCCGAUCCAACUACAAUCGAGGUGGACGUCGUUGAGCUAAAAUGACACCUACUUAGGCAACUAUUACGUUCAUACGAAAGCAACUGUCUUUUUCUCGAAAGAUGCCCUAAGUUAAAUAAUACAAUUCGAAUCAUGAUAACAGAUAAGUUUAUUUACCACGCAGAAGUUGAAGCGAAACUUUGAAAUACUAUCAUAAAUAUACUCGUUCUGAAACAAAUUGCAUGUUUUAACAUUGUAUAAUAGUGUAUUACGAUAAUAAAACAUUCAUAACACAAAGUUA
This is a messenger RNA of Wyeomyia smithii (pitcher-plant mosquito), 1997 nucleotides long. RefSeq names its product protein FAM98A-like. Gene Ontology annotation, cellular component: tRNA-splicing ligase complex. Lineage: Eukaryota; Metazoa; Arthropoda; Insecta; Diptera; Culicidae. Bases 220 to 1752 code for a protein of 510 amino acids. The record is from RefSeq and is a predicted model, not a curated record. The transcript is spliced from 5 exons.